AUGAUGGCCCACUUCUACCUGAAGAGGAAGAUUGGAUAUUUUGUCAUCCAGACGUACAUGCCCUGCUUCAUGACCGUCAUUCUCUCACAAGUGUCGUUUUGGCUCAACCGCGAGUCUGUCCCCGCCAGGACCGUGUUUGGCGUGACCACCGUGUUGACCAUGACCACCCUCAGCAUCAGCGCCCGGAACUCUCUGCCUAAAGUGGCGUACGCGACGGCCAUGGACUGGUUCAUCGCCGUGUGCUAUGCCUUUGUCUUCUCGGCGCUCAUCGAGUUCGCCACCGUCAACUACUUCACCAAGAGGAGCUGGGCCUGGGACGGCAAGAAGGCUAUGGAGGCGCAACACCCUAAGAAACGCGACCCGAUGGUGCUCUCCAAGAAACCCAACAACGCGUGCUCGGCGGGGGUCAACUACACCACCAACCUGACCAAAGACGUGCCAAUCGCCACCAUCUCCAACAUGACGUCCGUCCAUCUGCGCAGCUCCGACGGCCGCCUCCUCGACCCCAAGAAGACCUACAACAGCGUCAGCAAGAUCGACAAGAUGUCCCGGAUAGUGUUCCCCGUGCUGUUCGGGACCUUCAACCUGGUCUACUGGGCCACCUACCUCAACAGGGAACCGUUGGUGAAGGGCGCCAUCAACCCCACGUAA
Molecule: messenger RNA, 651 nt
Organism: Knipowitschia caucasica
Lineage: Eukaryota; Metazoa; Chordata; Actinopteri; Gobiiformes; Gobiidae
Source: the annotation of a GenBank genome assembly